CCUCUCCCUCAAUCCAAAAGAAAAUAAUGUCACGUCUAACAACAGAUCUUAGUGCUCACCUAGCACUGGUAACAGGCGCCAGCGGCGGGAUCGGCAAAGCUACUUGCCGGGCGUUGGCGGCACUAGGAUGCUCCAUCGCGGUACAUUAUCAUUCCUCGGCUGCUGCAGCGGAGGAGCUGGUACAGGAAUUGAGAGGCUUGGGUGUUAAGGCAGAGAAGUUCCAGGCGGAUCUGACGCAUUAUGAUCAGGUCCGCGCCCUCCACGCCAAUGUAACAGCCAGCAUGGGCGCGCCCACCAUCCUCUUCAACAAUGCCGGGCUCACGCUCCGCUUCAACAUCACCUCCCUCUCCGAGAUCAGCAUCGACGAUUUCGAGCACGUGUGGCGCGCCAACUGCGGCUCCGCCUUCCUACUGACCCAGCUCUGCGUCCCCGAGAUGGAGAAGCAGGGCUGGGGCCGCGUGAUCUUCUGCUCCAGCGUUGCGGGCUUUACCGGCGGCGUUGUAGGGCCGCACUACGCGUCUUCGAAAUCCGCUCUCCAUGGCUUGAUUCAUUGGAUGGCAGGCGCCUAUUCUAAAACUGGCAUCACGGUCAAUGGCGUGGCGCCCGCGCUGAUCCAAGAGACGACGAUGCUACCCGGCAAGUCCGACGAGCUGGCGAAGAAGAUUCCGAUCGGUCGACUUGGAUACCCGGAAGAGGUCGCGGAGACGGUUGCGUGGAUGGUCAAGACGGGAUAUGUGACUAACAAGAUUGUUGGUAUUGAUGGGGGACUUUUCCCUCAAUAAUUGAUAUGUGUAGAUGUAGGAAAGAAUGAUGAGA
Messenger RNA from Amorphotheca resinae ATCC 22711, 816 nucleotides. RefSeq lists its product as hypothetical. The record is from RefSeq and is a predicted model, not a curated record. The coding region runs from base 27 to 782 and encodes 251 amino acids. NCBI's taxonomy places the organism in Eukaryota, Fungi, Ascomycota, Leotiomycetes, Helotiales, Amorphothecaceae. Gene Ontology annotation, molecular function: oxidoreductase activity. The transcript has 5 exons.